AUGAGGAAAGAAAGAGGCCAAAACAAAGAAAAAGCUCUGGCUCCGGUACACCCUCCGAUAUCUGGUACGCUGGACAGGAAUGCGAAGAAUCACAAUGCCGAUUCCAUACCACCAGCUUUUAUCAGGCACUUCAAUGGAGCCAUACCAAAGAAGGCCAUUCUCUUUGAUCAUACUAAGAAGCCUUGGGAUGUCACACUGGAGCAAACUGAAGGGCGCUUGUGUUUUAAGAAUGGCUGGCAAUGCUUUGCUAGUGAUCACUCUCUGGAGCUCGGAGACUUUCUAGUUUUUAAAUACAAUAGAAAUUCUUCGUUUGAAGUGAAAAUAUUCAGUAAAUAUGGAUGCAAGAAGGGAGAAACUGUGGCUAUUGAUAAGACUAUUCCAUUUGUGGAUUUGGAACAAGAUUCUAAACCAGAGGAAACUUGCAGAAGACCCCCCACUGAUGUUGGCAAGCGAAAGCAUUCGGAAAUGGGCAUCAAGAAAAACGAAGAGCCAGGCUCAUCUAUAGGUGGUCGGCUUAAAUCGAGAAGAAGUGUUGAAACAAAUCUAGAAGAACAGAAUAUCCCAAAAGUUGGUGGAUUUGUUGCACCAAAGAAUCCAUACUUUGUGGUGGCCUUUGUUAAACAUAUGCGGUAUAGGUUGGAUGUUAACAGAUGGGUGAUAAAGGCAUUUAACAUCAGAUUGGAGGAAAACAUGGUGAUUCGUGAUCAAAACAGAAAUCAGUGGCCAGUGAAAGUGAGGUUCAGAGAUGAUGGCCGAUUCGCUCUUGGCAGAGGAUGGUCUGAUUUCAGAAAGGAGAACAACUUACAAGUAAGAGACCAAUGUGUGUUUGAGUUUGUCCUUGGAAGGGGAAAUACAUGCAAGGAAAUUCAUGUUCAAAUUCUUCGUGGAAAUGCAAGAUUAAAGAACCUUCCUCGCCAUUCGGAUUUGCAGAAGAAUGGAUGAAUAUAUGAAAUACCAAUGGUGGGUUUUUUUGUGUUGACCAGCGUGUUGGCUAUAGUUGAAGCUUUUUAAUUUCUUGUUUCUUUUUAUUCUUAC
Messenger RNA from Alnus glutinosa, 1035 nucleotides. RefSeq names its product putative B3 domain-containing protein At5g66980. Bases 1 to 942 code for a protein of 313 amino acids. The transcript has 5 exons. Lineage: Eukaryota; Viridiplantae; Streptophyta; Magnoliopsida; Fagales; Betulaceae. Gene Ontology annotation, molecular function: DNA binding. The record is from RefSeq and is a predicted model, not a curated record.